AACGCGCGCGCGCACCGCACGCAAAGUGCAUUCGAAAGUGAACUUUUUAUCUGGAUCGGUGCUAAGAUGGCCAUAACCUGCGACUGUCCGAUGUCGCAGCCGGGCCCCACGCUCGCGGCGACCUGCGGUGGGGGCGCCUUCAUGCUUUUUAUGGGGCUGCUUGAAGUGUUCCUGAGGAGUCAAUGUGACUUGGAGGACCCUUGUGGGAGGACACAGUACCGUCGUCACAUGGACUCUGUAUACGACUUUAUCGUGGUCGGAGGAGGAUCUGCCGGGUCUGUGGUUGCAGCCAGAUUGUCAGAAGUGCCUGAAUGGAGGGUUUUGUUGUUAGAAGCAGGAUUCGAUGAGCCAACUGGAACCCAAGUACCCUCAAUGUUUUUAAACUUCAUCGGAUCAAGUAUAGACUGGGGCUAUCAUACGGAACCAGAGCAAGCCGCUUGUCUUGGGGAAAAAGAGAGGAAAUGUUAUUGGCCGAGGGGAAAAGUGCUAGGUGGUACAUCAGUAAUGAACGGUAUGAUGUACAUUCGAGGAUCACGACAUGACUAUGACGAAUGGGCAGCUCUAGGUAACGAAGGGUGGUCCUACGAAGAUGUUCUACCAUACUUCAUGAAAUCAGAAGACAAUAAGCAAGUGGAGGAAAUGGAUCAGGGGUAUCAUGGUACUGGCGGUCCGCUGACUGUGUCACAGUUUCCUUACCACCCACCGCUUAGUCAGAGCUUGUUGAAGGCUGGAGAGGAAAUGGGUUACCAAGUCCGCGAUCUAAACGGCGAGAUCCACACGGGCUUCUCGAUCGCCCAAACGACCAACCGCAACGGUUCCCGGCUCAGUGUGGCCCGAGCCUUCCUGCGACCGGCUCGACACCGCUCCAACUUGCACGUGAUGCUCAACGCCACUGUUACCAGGGUUCUGAUCAACCAGACCACACGACAGGCAUAUGCUGUGGAAGUCAGGAACAGCUUUGGGGGAACGGAAGUUAUAUUUGCGAAUAAUGAAAUUAUAUUGAGUGGUGGUGCAGUAGCGACCCCUCAGAUCCUCCAGCUCAGUGGUGUUGGAGACCCCGAGGUAUUAUCUCGAGCUGGAGUUCCACUUGUUCACAAACUGCCCGGAGUGGGACAGAAUCUGCACAACCAUGUGACACAUUUCCUGAGUUUCACUAUGAAUGAUAAUAAUACCGCGCCUUUGAACUGGGCGACUGCUAUGGAGUAUCUGCUGUUUAGAGAUGGGCUUAUGUCUGGGACAGGAAUAUCCGAAGUGACAGGAUUCAUAAACACCAAAUACGCGAACCCAGAAGAAGACAACCCAGAUAUCCAGAUGUUCUUCGGCGGUUUCCUCGCAGACUGUGCCAAAACUGGCAUGGUUGGGGAGAAACUUGGAGAUGGUUCUAGAAACAUCCAGAUGUUUCCAGCCGUUCUGAGACCAAAGAGCAGAGGCAGAAUUGAGAUAGCCAGUGCUGAUCCGUUUGCUCAUCCCAAGAUUUACGCCAACUACCUCACCCACCCGGACGACGUAAAAGUCCUAAUCGAGGGCAUAAAAUUCGCGAUCAAGUUAUCCGAAACCAAAGCGCUCAAGAGCUAUGGUAUGAAAUUGGACAAGACGCCGGUGAAGGGCUGUGAGGGCUAUAGAUUUGGUUGUGACGCGUACUGGGAGUGCGCGGUCCGGGUACAAACCGGGCCCGAGAACCACCAAGUGGGGUCCUGUCGUAUGGGGCCGAGGGGCGAUCCCAUGGCCUGUGUUGAUCCGCUGUUACAGGUACAAGGCAUAGACCGUCUCCGUGUAGCGGACGCAAGUGUAAUGCCACGCGCUCCGUCGGGCAACACGAACGCGCCGGCGGUGAUGGUCGGCGAGCGCGCCGCGGACUUCAUCAAGCGGCGCUGGCUCGGCCAGCACCGGAUACCUUAUCAAGCUGACCAAGGAGGAAUAUCAAAUAUUCUUAGUGUUAGCGAAAGCAGAUAUCCCGGCUGGCAACCAUGGCGAUAAAUUAUUUAAAAACAAAUUUGGUAAAUCCAAAAGUGCACAGAUUAUAAUGCUCA
Molecule: messenger RNA, 2030 nt
Organism: Colias croceus (clouded yellow)
Lineage: Eukaryota; Metazoa; Arthropoda; Insecta; Lepidoptera; Pieridae
Gene: Gld
Product: glucose dehydrogenase [FAD, quinone]
Exons: 11
Coding region: 67-1977 (636 amino acids)
Molecular function (GO): oxidoreductase activity, acting on CH-OH group of donors; flavin adenine dinucleotide binding
Source: RefSeq, a predicted model, not a curated record